AUGACCUACUUUCCGCCGGAUGAACUGAUUGCUUGUAUUCGGCACGAAUUGCACGCCGAAGAUGAGACUGGUCUUUGUGAUAAACUCUUCCCGCCAUUGGAUCGACGAGCCAAAUUCGGCGGUGUUCCGUUGGGUUUCCGCACGCAUUACGAUGAGCACGAUGAUGAGCAACAAUUCUAUAUAGAUUUGGUGGACGAGGAUGAGCAACUAGGCACGUCAUCCAUUAUUGAACAACGUCUUCGAGCAAGGACACAGGAUUCGGAUACGGAAAACCAGAGGCCGAUCGUUCCAAUAUUCACCUCAACUCUGUUACCAAUCGUCGAUUCGCCCAUCGUGAAAGCGAAUCCAACUGAAAUGAGGGAAUUGGAGACUUUGCCCGACGAGAAUCCGUGGACGAUCUUCAGCAAAUUCGAAGCAUCAGCCGGUCAACGAAUGUGCUGUCUUUUGGAGAUAAUCUACGUUCCGCGAGCGUCCACGGAGCAACGAGUCGAGUUUAAGGUUUCCGUUGUGGCGAAUGCGAAAAUCUGGCAAGUGAUCGGUGUUUGCUGUCUCGUAUAUCAUCGAGAAAGUGCCACGAUUCUGGGUGGUGAACCCUCAGAUUAUGAGUUGUAUAUCACCGACGAUGGAGAGGUCGAAUCCGACUUUCCGCCCCUCGAAACAGCUCGAUCGAUCGGGGAAUUGGGUUUUCGAUCUUUGGCGUUGAUCCCGCGGAAAACCGGCGAGAAACAACAUCGAGUCACCGUAUAUUUCACCACUGGCGAGCAAUACGUUUUCGAGUUGGAGCAUUUGGGACAGACCAUCGGCUGGUUGCGGGAGAAAGCGAUCGAGAGGAGAUUGCAAGGAAUGAACGAUGAGGAAAAAGAGCGACUGUAUUUGGUCCCCGAAUACACGAUCGAGACGGCCAACGGAUUCGACGUGAAAUUGAACGCCGAGCAAACGAUCGAAAGCACGCAUUCGAUUGAUUUCGUGAUGUAUCGACGAAAUAAGUUCCCCAUCGGUCCAAGUAACUCUUCCUCAUCUCCAAAUAUCUCUCCGCAUCUUCCACAAACGUCGUCAAUUUUCCUUGAAUGGAAUGUGGAACGAGUGCACAAAUUCAAGCCAAAACACGGGAUUACAUUGAGGUUACAAGGCGAGGGUCUCGAGAUGAAUACACGAGAUGAGAGACGGAGAUCGAUUAUGGGACCGACAGUGAGAAAGAACUUCCUCGUUCCAUGGGCUCAUAUCUGCCAUGCAAGCUGCCAAAUGCAACGAAUCAAAGGAAACGGUGAGACUGCACCGAUCAUCCGAAUCGAAACCCUCCAACAAAUCGAGGAGAAACGCCUUACGAAUCGAGAACUGACUCUUGAGGGUAUUGUUCAACACCACUCGAGCUCAACUUGGAAGUCGAUCAACUUGCAAUGUGAAACCAUUGAAAUGGCUGAAGACAUUGUGCGACAUCUAGAGGUGGAAAUCGUCGAACAUCAAACGAUUGGAUGGAAAGUUUGGCAACACAGUGCUGACGGGGCACGAAAGCCAGUCAUGGCCGCAGAAUUAGCGCUAAUCGAAGAAGAUGGACCAAUCCCUACGCACACAACAAGGUCUGGGAAAAGAAAUUUCAAACUCGCGGGGACAAUCCGGCGGAUGCUCAGUGUACAAAAAGAC
Mesorhabditis belari is the source of this 1641-nucleotide messenger RNA. The record is from the annotation of a GenBank genome assembly. NCBI's taxonomy places the organism in Eukaryota, Metazoa, Nematoda, Chromadorea, Rhabditida, Rhabditidae.